Lingula anatina is the source of this 8208-nucleotide messenger RNA. Its product is annotated as mediator of RNA polymerase II transcription subunit 13. Gene Ontology annotation, cellular component: mediator complex. Gene Ontology annotation, molecular function: transcription coactivator activity. The record is from RefSeq and is a predicted model, not a curated record. Lineage: Eukaryota; Metazoa; Brachiopoda; Lingulata; Lingulida; Lingulidae. Gene Ontology annotation, biological process: positive regulation of transcription by RNA polymerase II.
UACCGCUUGUUCAUUACAGUCGCCAUUAUUGUCGUGUGAGAGCUAAUGAAAUUCAAAGAUUUUGUGGGAUUUAUGGCUUAAAAAGGAGUUUGAUUUUAUAACCAAAUUUCCUCAAAGACGACGGAGGUCAUGGAGUGACCAUGAGCCACCCAAAUCCAACGGGAAACGGCUGCAGUCUAGAGGAUUGCCACACCAACCUCUUUGCUUUGACUGACUUAGCGGGUAUCAAGUGGCGUAGACUGACUCAUGGAAACGUCUUCUGUAUUGACCCAUUGGAUGACCCUAUUCUGUUAGCCUUCACCAAGUGUAUUCAAGCUGAUAUAUUAUGUGUGUGGCGACGGGUUCACAAAGCAAGUGAACAGAGAAUAAAUAAUGACUACCUGAGCAAAAAAGAGCUUUGGGUAUUCUGGUAUGGGGAUGAACCAGCAGACCUCAAGAGUAUAUUGUCUACAGAUUUAUUAGCUGAAGAGGAAGCUGGGUGCUGGGACACUGGCCUGUCUUAUGAAUGCAGAACCUUGCUGUUUAGGGCACUCCAUAACCUUAUUGAAAGAUGUUUGUUAUCACAUAAUUUUGUGCGCCUAGGGAAGUGGUUUGUUUUGCCACUUGAGUAUGGAUCAAACAGCAGUGAUAAAAGUGACCACCUUUCCUUUUCUUUCUCAUUCUUUCUGCAUGGUGAGAGCACAGUGUGUGCCAGUGUGGAUGUCCGUCAGCAGCCAGCCGUUUGGAGACCUACUCUACAACACCUUACCUUAGCUCAGAAUGCACAGAAUGGGAUGCCAGUACUUCUGGCCCCAUAUGGUCUGGCAGGAACACUUACUGGACAUAGCUAUAAAGACGCAGAUCAGGACACAAGGAAACUUGUGGAGGAAUGGCAGCAGUUCUACCCCCUGUGUUCAGACAGCAAGGAAGGAGCAGGCAGUUAUCAGAGCAAGCAAAUGCCACAGGUGGUGGAGGUUGUGGUUGGUGGGGUGAGGAUGCGCUAUCCAUCUCGAUACGUCUUGAUGACAGAGUUGGACAACAUGCGUUCCAGGACAAUCUGUGGCACUGGACAAGGACGCGGAGAUGCCAACAGGACCAGUGGGUUGCCUCUACAUACAGCCUCAGCCCUUCUCUCCCCUCCCACCUCUCCAGCCUCUGGCCAGGUGAUAGGAGACACCUGCCUGAAAGGUUUGCCACUCACCUCCCUAGAUGAAGGCAAGAGGCUAGGUUCUCAAUUCACAGAAACCCUCAGUGAUCUUAUUGUGGAGCGGGUGUGGCAGGAGAGUUGCUUGGCUGUGCCCUCAAGCAAAAGGUCUGUGGGAAAUGAAAAUGGUAUUGAAGAAAAUACAGUUGGAAACUGGGAUUUUGUUGAUCCAGUGCAAAAGGCUCAUUGUUCUUGUACCAAAUUGAAGGGUAACAAACAGAGGCUGGGAUUUGGACAGAACAAAUCUGGCCUUCCUGGGGGUAAAGAGAAAAGGGGAGAUAAACUGGAGAAAACUGAAAAGGAGAAAUCCAGACUUUCAAGAGGAAUGACACCAUUUCACAGACGGUCUCCUUUGAGUGAUGAUUUGCUUACACAAGACUUAGACAUAAUGAUUCAGAGAGGAAGUGGAGGUCUUCAAGGAACAGGGAACGGGGCAGAUUAUCCCUUCAGUGGGUAUAAGAGUCAGCCUGGAUCUAACCUACCUCAGUUCAGAACUCCAAAUUUUGAGCAGGGGGGAAUGGGUAUCCCUCGCUCUGAUGCUCCCUCUCCCUUAGUGGCUACUCACAGCCAGCCGUGUGAAGGUGGGCAGUCCUCCGAUCCUACCAUGCCCACCCUCAGUCCACACCCACCCCCUAAAAUACAAGACAAGGACCAUGUUAGUAGUGCUAACACUGUCCCACAGGAAUCUUGCAAUUUACCAUCUCAAGAGACAACAGCCACAGCAAAUUGCAACGACGGAUUCACUGCGGGUAAAAUGAACGGAUUACCUCCAAAAGGAAAUAAUUUCAUGCCACCUUAUCACCGUCAUAUGCCAGAGCCAAAGGUUGAAUAUCCACACAGUAAGAGUUGGCUUGAUGCUCAACGCCAUAAGCUGGAGGGUCAGGGAGUGAAAAGACCCAUGUUACCUUGUAAAUUCUAUGAUAGAGAGGAGAUGCAAGAGUCUGGGGAAUUGCUGUAUGAUUUUGGUUUACUCAAUGCAUGGUUAUCUCAUCCUGUGAAGAAGUUCAGAGGAGAUGGUGACCCAGACUCCCCACCAAUGGUGAAACCUGAGCCCAGGCACCCCCAUGGCUAUGGCCAUCCUCAGGUCUCUCCUAAGCAGCACUCUCAGACCUCUUCUGGUCCACCUGUGGACCCCUACGAGUUCUCAGAUGAGUCAUCGUCAAAUGCUGGUAGUUUUAGACCCAGAAGUCUGAGAAAUAGUAGGGAUGAAUUUUCAAGGCCAUCGCCAUUUUCACGCCAAAUGGAAGAGGAAUCCAGGGAGUCUGCUGCAGGCAGAGGGUCAGACAGUAAAGAGGACAGACAUGGACAUGGAGACAUGGGUCCCAUAGGUUCUCCUCUAACUCCUGGAGGCUCGGGUCCUAUGAGUUCAGCCAGUCUCAUGAGGGAGAGUGACAUUCGCCCAAGCAUGAAUGACCUGCAGAACAUAUUUGAUACUUCAGAUGAUGACAGCAAUGAUGAUGCAUUUCAGCCUCCUUCCCCUCCACCCAGCAAUAAACCAGAAGAAACCACCAUUAAGUCAGCAAAGACAACACUUGUCAAUUCAGGAGGUUCUGGUGCCAUAGAUACUACUCAGUUAUCAAGGAUGUUCCCCACCCCACCUUCCCAGGAGAACAACAUGGCCCACUCCCCUUGUACAGGAACUGAUGUCCACACUGACCCCUCUUCAGUGCUGGAUUCCAGAGUGGACCAUUUUGCUCAGAUGAGCCCAUCACAUGAAAACAGGGACUGGAGCUUUGUAUUCAGACCACCGCCUUCAGCAAAGUUUGUGGGUUCUGACAAAUAUGGUCCUAUUGAUCUACCGAGUGCAAAGAUGUCUCCAGUCCAUGUUCCUGUGGAGCUGGCUUAUAGACCAUCUUGGCAGUUUCCCAUCCCAGUCAUUGAGAAACAUCAUCCUCCAGCUAAUCAAAUCCUCCCAGGUGUCCCUGUAGCAGAAAGUACGCCAGUCAGAGGUUUGGGAGAAAAACCUCAUCCCUCUCCAGCGACCUUCACGGGGACUUCCCCUGGGUCUGCAGGGUACAUAGGGCACUCACCUGCAGCUUACCCUGGUCCAGGGACCUCUCCAGCAGCUUUCACAGGUAGCAUGCCUGGGGCUUCUCCAGCAGCAUUCCAUGGGAUGGUCCAGCAACGGACCCCUGCAAGUUAUGAUCUGCAAUCUCCUGCUUCAAAUGCAUCAUCAUAUCUGAAUAAAAAUUUGAGUUCUGUUGAUAAUCAAGGCACAAACUUACAGAUGCCUGAAGCCCAUGGGCUGGUAUUGAAUAUAGUACUCUCUGAAACCCUGCUCAAUUUAUUCAAGGAUCAUAAUUAUGACAGUUGCAAUAUUUGUGUGUGUCAAGGGAACAUCAAGGGGAGCGAUGUUGGGCUUUAUCUGGAUGACCCAACCAAUGAGCCUCAAUACAGGUGCACUUGUGGCUUCAGUGCUGUCAGGAACAGAAUAUGUGGUCAGAACAGUGGAUUAUUCUACGAAGAUGAACUAGAAAUCACUGGAAUUCCCCAUGAUCAUUAUGAAAGGAGGAAACCCAGUUUGUUAGCAAUAGAACCGAAGAAGGAUGAAAAUGGAGUCAGUAAAACUGGGUCUUCAACACUGUCUAGUGAUAUACCACAAGAUUUGUUGUUACUGCUCCAGGAAACUUUCUCUUUCUUCUUCCCAGCUUCAGCAUUCAGGAUAUAUAACCAGCUGGGUAGCCUUGGGGGAGCCCCACUGGAUACACCAUUAAUGGAGAUUAAAGAUGGUUGUGAUGCAUGUUACACUGCCCUUGAGCAGGGAAGACAAGCCACAGAUAACUGCUCUUCACAGAAAUUGGAAGAAUCUGUUGUCAAGGCUUCCUGCCUGCACAAGUGGCCUUACACACACAGAGGUGCCAUCUUGCCAACCAACCCACAAGAUGUGGUGCGAUUAUUGAAGUCUCUACAACCACUCCUCCAAGAUGCAAUACAAAAGAAACGUACCACAAGGUUAUGGGAGCAGGUGUACCAGAUCAGUGGGCCAUUGUCGUGGAAAGAUUUCCACUUGCUUGCAGGAAGAGGAUCUGAUGAGGCACAUGAACCUCAGCCUAUUCCUUCACUAUUGGUGGGAUAUGACCGGGAUUGGUUAUCACAGUCACCAUUGGCAAUCAAAUUCUGGGAUAAACUUCUGCUUGAGCCUUACUGCAAACCUCGAGACAUCGCAUAUGUUGUGGUUGCACCAGAAAAUGAUUUUGUUUUAAAUUAUGUGAGGAAUUUUUUCAAAGACCUGAGCACCAUGUAUGAGUUGUGCAGGCUAGGAAGACACAGUCCUAUUGACAAGGUUCUGAGAGAUGGUAUCAUGAGGGUAGGAAAAACAGCAGCAAGGAAACUUGCUGAGGAACCUGUGGAUGCCUGGUUUACUCAGAUAGGUGAUUCUGUUGUUGCAUCUAAGCUGAAACUGUAUGCACAAGUAUGCAAACAUCAUCUUGCCCCAUUUUUGUCCCAAACCCCACUGGACAAGAUGUUUAGUCCUGGCGGUGGACGGUCUACCUAUAAAUCUGCUGCACACUCGGCUCCUUCUCCUGCACACACACCUGAUGGCCAGGGAGCUGCCACACCAAACCACAAUGAUGACAAAGAUAGAGAUUUUGGAUCAGAGGCUUCAGGCCAUGGUAGUCAUGGGGAUGGUGACCAUGAUGAAGCAUCUGAGGUGCCAGCUUUAAUGGUGUACAUAGUUGACCCAUUUACCCAGGGCCAGCAGUGGGAAGGCAUCAGUAGACUCUCUAUGAUGGGACUUCUCAGGUGCUAUCAAGAGUUAAUCAAUAACUUGCCUGAGAGCUUACAGAACAAUGUGCACUUGCAGAUAUUGCCUCUCCAGACCAUCCUAGAUCGCAGUGGGGAUUGUAACCAUAUGCAGCACAUGAAAUCCAUGGCCUUCUCUAUCUUUAGUCAGUGUAGGCAGGCCCUGACACACACUGUGGUAGGAAGGACUCUCACAGGAUUUGGUCCAGCUGCAGCUGCUGAAGCUAUUUGCAAAAGAAGCAUGCAGGAUAAAAUGAAGAUUCAAAACAAGCUGUAUAGUCCACCAUAUGUCCUAGCCCCCAUGAAAGACAAGCAAUCCCAGCUGGCUGAGACUUGUGGAGAGGUCAGAGAGCGGAGUGCCAAGUUUUUCUGUGGUUACUGCCUGUCAGAGGACCAGAGGUGGCUCCUGGCAGUAUGCACAGAUGACAGAGGAGAUCUGAUGGAGACCUGCACUAUUAACAUUGAGAUUCCAAACAGAAACAGAAGAAAGAAGGCUUCGGCUAGAAAGAUUGGACUACAGAAGCUGUGGGACUUCAUUCUUAGUGUGAUAUCAACUACCACCCUACCUUGGAGACUGGUCAUUGGGAGGUUUGGCAGACUGGGGCAUGGAGAGUUGAAGGGUUGGUCAGGGUUAUUGAGUCGAAAGUCCUUAUUGCGCGCCAGCAAGCAGAUGAGAGAUAUUUGUGACCAGUGCUCUGUUCUGAGUAAUAAUGACUACCCCUGCAUUUUGAGUGCCUGCCUGGUGUCCAUGGAGACUCAGAGUACAUUCCUGGUACUGCCUGACUCUGUGAAACCAGAGGAGAAGAGGGCCAGCAAUGCUCCCCUAGACACUCCACAUGAUGCCUCUGUCACACACAUAUUGGUAUUCCCAACAUCAUCUACAGCUCAGCCCAAUACUUCUGCUCAGACAAACGAACAUGACUUGGCAGCUCAGCUAGGCACAGACCUUGGAGAUGAUGACCCUCUCUUUGCUGGACUCUCUGAAGAUCUGAACAUUGAUCAAGAUCUGAACAGUUUCUUUGGUUUGGCCGACUCUCCCAACCAGUCCCCUGUGGGGUCUCCCAAGGCUGAUGGCCCAGGUUCACCUGGGAUGGGAGUGGGUGGUAGACAGUCUCCUUCUCACUACACACCAGGAGGAAAGACAAACAGAGGAGCAUCCAUUUCCCUGGACUUGCAAGAAGAGGCCAAUCUUCUGCAGCAGCCAUUGGCUAUGGGGUACUACCUGUCCACAGCAAAGACUGGGCCACUGCCUAAGUGGUUCUGGUCCUCUUGUCCACACAAGGAGAAUGUAUGCCCUGUCACUUUUAAGGCUGCCCUCCAUGUGCAUGUUCCUAUGGUGCAGCAAAAUCAGGAUGAACUAUUCCACACCAAUAUGAAUAAGCUGUCCCAUCCACUGGAUUCAAAUGCCACUUGUGAUGUUUUAAGGUAUGUCUUGGAGACGUAUAAUGCUCUGUCAUGGCUUACCAUUGAUCCUGCCAAAAAUGACCGUCGCACUUGUCUACCAAUCCAUUUUGCCAUCCUCAUGCAGAUCUACCAAGCCAUGAAUGUGUUUUUAUAAACAUUCAGCAAUACUGCAGGUGGAAUAUCAGUGGUCUUUUUUUAGAAAGCUCUUUUAAAGCAUGUGCAACAAAAUUGAACUUGUAUUAAAAGUUGAGCUCUGAUUUCAACAGUAUUUAUCAUUUAUGAAUACAUUAUUGAGAAAGAAGGGUAGCAUGAUGCCUGUUUCUUUGAAAAGGCUGCAAGUCUUAGAACUGUUAUUCCUUCGUGUCUUCUCUUGUAAUAUUUGACAAGCAUUUAAAGUGCAAUGAAAAUGGAACUCUUUGCAGAAUAAGAAAGAAAUGACAUAAAAUCUAUGUAACGUUUACUUGAUGUCAUUUUCAAAUUGCAAUCUAGUCGAAGAUUAGCCAUUGUGAUAUAUUUUCAUAAUAUCGAAACAAUGGUAUAUAAUUUGGUAUGAGAUGUAUGUAUUACUGAUACAGUGCAAGCCAGUUGUUCACAUGCAAUUCUUCAUAGAAGCAUUUUAUAUCUUGUAUAUAUGAAGGCAGAUAUGUAUAUAAAGAAUAUAAGAAGUGAAAAAAGUGCGAAGAGCAUCCUUCAGAAAGCAUAAAAUGCUCAGAUUCAAGUUCACCUGCCAAAAUAGAUAAAUAUUUAAAAAUUUCUAUCUGGUGUAUAGAAGUUGCAAUGUUUUAUCAUCAGUAUAUAAUGUUCUGGAACAUUUAGAUGUCACUCCCAUUAUUAUCAAGGCAUUGAAUUAAAAUAACCGUUGUUUUAGUAAAGGGUAAGGUGUAUUUACCAAAACUGAUCAAAUUGUGCAAAAAACACUUUUAGGGUUUCAGAUUUAAGGAAUAUCUUUUCAAUUUCAAAAUGAAAUUGUUGCAUUUCUAUUUAAAAAGACAAAUUUGUGUGUUGAAAAGGGACCCUCUUUUAUGUUGUUGCAUAUUUUAAAUUUUUUCAUCAAAUUACCUCAUUUUCAUGAUUUACUUUACUUGAUUAACUAUACUUUUUUUGUGCGCUGCUGUCUACUUUUUAUACCAUCUUAAUUUUUAUAGAACUGUAAAUGUCAGCAUGUAUAUGCUUGACCUGAGUUAUCAGUAUAUCAUAAAAAAAAAAGUUUUUCUCUAUUUUGGCAAGUAGUUCUCUAGGUAUUUAUGUCACGGUGUCAUCUUGUUGGCUGAUGCUUCUAUGUGAUAGUUGUGUCAUGGGAAGAAUAGGGUACAAUACAGGCAUAUUUAUUGACUGUUAUCAGUGGAAGUGUAGUAUAUUUUAAGACUAGUUUUGUACAGGUGUAUAGCACUGUGCUACAAUAAUGCACGUAAUAGAUAUAUUAGAAAAUAUUUAUUAUUAUAGUGUAAAUAGUUGUGCACGAUAUUCUGAGCCCAGUGGCAUUGACGAAUAGGUGGUGAGAAGUAAGGCAACCAUACCACAGCUGUGUGAAAAGAUAGGAAAACAGGCCUUUACUUGCCUACAGGUGCUUCUGCAACAGCUGUACAUUGUGCAACUUUGUGUGUAGACAGUGCCCAUGAAACUUGAAUCAGAAAAAAUGGUCACACAAUCAUGUAUAAUCUUUAUCAUGUUGUAGUUGUGAUGCUUGGUUAAAAAAUCAUGGAGAUGUGAUAUAUCAUCAGCUGUUGCCAUGUAUAGUAGCUGUGAAAAUUCCAAAUAUUUUAGCAGUUCAGAUUAUAAUCCAACGUAACUGUAAGUUAAACUAUUGAAAUUGUUAUAUUUUCUUGGUUGGAAGUACAGUAGCCAGCCAUGCAAAAAUAAAAUUAUAAUCAAAAUAA